Molecule: messenger RNA, 675 nt
Organism: Plasmodium knowlesi strain H
Lineage: Eukaryota; Apicomplexa; Aconoidasida; Haemosporida; Plasmodiidae
Product: conserved Plasmodium protein, unknown function
Exons: 2
Coding region: 1-675 (224 amino acids)
Source: RefSeq, a predicted model, not a curated record
AUGAACGAACGAAUUAUAAAGGAAAAGUUAUCAGCAUCAAUUAAUCACCUGAACAAGAGGAGACUAAAAUUUGAUCUGAAGAUAUUUCCCAUAAAAAAAACGGUGUAUGAGAUUUUUAAUAUUUUUUCCAAAGAAUUAAAAAAAAAGUUUAGUCAAACUUUGAGAGAGUUAAAGAAGAGGAAAAAGAAGUGCGACGUGUGUUCGGCACCAAUUGAUGUCUUCACUCCGUUUCUCGCUUAUGAGAUUGACGUGAAUAACACAACGUUCUUGUUCAGCAGGAUAGAGGCCUACUGCUCCAAAUGCCUUGAAAUAAAAAACUUCACCCAGUUUUCCCGAGAACUUUACCAAAAUGUAGACGCAGGGGAGCUCCUCAACUUCGCCCCCAUGUACGAGCAUUACUAUCAGGUGAACAAUUUGGAAAUCCAUCAGAAGAACAUUCUCCAAAAUGACAUAAACAAUUACUUCUGCGUGUCCGUUCUGGCGAAGAACUUAAGGUGGACGUGCUCCACGCCGCAUAGCACCUUCGACGAGUUCCUAGAGUAUUCACUGCGCAGUAUAGAGGAAGAAGAGGGGCACACCCUGAACGAGGAUCUGCCGAAGAAGAGGAAAACGGAGGAGCCAGAACUAGUCGACAUUUUAAGCAACACCAAAAGGAAGAAGGUUCUCAGCAUAUAA